CUAGCUAGUAGUAUCCCAGCAGCAUUCGUCGACGCGCGCUCUGCGAUAGCCAGAAGCUAGCUUAGCAUACGUGCAACUGCGUGUGCGACGCGUACACGGCUGUACAGACACAGAUAAGCCUCUCGCCUACGUAGACGUCUUCCCGACCAUGCCGGCCUUCGCCGACAUCGCCAUCGACCCGCCUCUGGCCGACAGCUACCGCGCGCUGGCGCUGCUCCGCCGCGACCGCGACGGUGGCAUUGCGCCGCCGGCUGUGCAGAUGGUCGGCUCGGGCGGCGCCGUGCUGGAGCGCGACCUGCCGAUGGUGGACCUGGAGCGGCUGACGAGGGGCGGCGCGGGGGAGAGGAAGGCGUGCGCGGGCGCCAUGGCGAGGGCGGCGUCGGAGUGGGGGUUCUUCCAGCUGACCAACCACGGCGUGGGCCGGGAGCUGAUGGAGGAGAUGAGGCGGGAGCAGGCAAGGCUGUUCCGUCUGCCGUUCGAAACCAAGGAGAAGGCCGGCCUGCUCAACGGCUCGUACCGGUGGGGCAACCCCACCGCCACGUCGCUCCGCCACCUCUCGUGGUCGGAGGCGUUCCACGUCCCGCUCGCCAGCAUCUCCGGGGCGGAUUGCGACUUUGGAGACCUCACCUCCUUAAGGGGCGUGAUGCAGGAGGUGGCCGAAGCGAUGUCGCGGGUGGCGAACACGGUGGCAGCGGCGCUGGCGGAGGAGCUGACCGGGCGCGGAGGCGGCGGGGCAUCGGCGGCGCCGUGGUUCCCUGCGGGGUGCGACGAGACGACGUGCUUCCUGCGGCUCAACCGGUACCCGGCGUGCCCUUUCGCGGCGGACACGUUCGGGCUGGUGCCGCACACGGACAGCGACUUCCUCACCGUCCUGUGCCAGGACCAGGUCGGGGGCCUGCACCUGAUGAAGGACUCCCGGUGGGUGGCCGUCAGGCCACGCCCCGACGCCCUCGUCGUCAACAUCGGCGAUCUGUUUCAGGCGUGGAGCAACAACAGGUACAAGAGCGUGGAGCAUAAAGUGGUGGCCAACGCCAAGACGGACCGGCUAUCGGUGGCCUACUUCCUGUGCCCGUCCUACGACUCGCUUGUCGGGACAUGCGGCGAGCCAUCGCCAUACAGGGCCUUCACCUUCGGGGAGUACAGGAAGAAGGUGCAGGAAGACGUCAGGACAACCGGGAAAAAGAUUGGCCUCCCAAACUUUUUCAAGCAUUCUUCAGUACAAUAAUGAUCGCAUCAAUGACAGCAACCGCUUGUUCUAUAUAUGUUCGUUAUAAUUUAUGGUCGAUGUGAACUCGACCGUACCAUCAAUCCAUCUCACUGUACAAUUGUGUGUGCGGUGUUCGGGGUUGGAGGUUCUUUCCUUAUCAUUUCCGUGGCCUUUUUUGGUUUGUAGAUUGUAAUUGGCAAGGUAGUACUAUACAAGUGAUUAAACCAGAAGGCCUUAUGUGCAAUUAUCAAGUUAUCGCAUAAUGACAACUGCCACCAUGUCGGAGGAAAUAA
Molecule: messenger RNA, 1500 nt
Organism: Oryza sativa Japonica Group (Japanese rice)
Lineage: Eukaryota; Viridiplantae; Streptophyta; Magnoliopsida; Poales; Poaceae
Product: gibberellin 2-beta-dioxygenase 6-like
Biological process (GO): gibberellin catabolic process
Molecular function (GO): gibberellin 2-beta-dioxygenase activity
Source: RefSeq, a predicted model, not a curated record